AGGAGGGGAGUGACAGUUUGUGUGGAAAGCAAGCGGCGGAGCAAGGCCGAGCGGCCGGCCAAGGGAGGGCAAUUGCGAGGCAGGUGGAGGUGCCGCGUCUGAGGUCGAGUUUCCCUUCUGUUAGGCAUGUGUAUGAGAUAUGAGAGACAAUGUCAAUAAAAGACAAGAGCGACACUUUGGUUUAUUCCUAUGAGUCCUCGGUACACAGUACUAAUGUACUGCUGAGCCUCAAUGAUCAAAGGAAGCAAGACCUCUUCUGUGAUGUGACUGUGAUAGUAGAAAACAAGCCCUUUCGUGCUCACCGUUCUGUGCUUGCUGCAUGCAGUGAUUAUUUUCUGUCAACUGUUGGAUGGACGAAAGAGCUUGACAUGCUUGUGACACUUCCUGAAGAGGUUACAGUGAAAGGUUUUGCACCGCUUCUUCAGUUUGCAUAUACUGCCAAACUGCUUCUGAACAAAGAUAAUGUGUUGGAUGUAUGUAGAAGCGUAGAAUUUCUUGGAAUUCAUAACAUAGAAAAAACAUGUUUUAGUUUUCUUCAAGCAAAGCUAUUUGGAAAGUUUAAAGAUCAUACAGAAUAUCCAAGAAAUGCCUGUUGUAUGUCCACUUGUCUGAAAACAAAUCUAAAAAUCCCUGUUGGUGACAAUGAAAAUUCUGAGAUUGAUGAUGAUGUGGAAGAAUUUCUUGAAUUUGACAAUCUCAAGAGUCCCUGUCCAAAACUCCGUAAAUGCAUUGGAGUUGGGGAAAUUUGCCCUGAUGCUCAAAAUGAGACAACUGACUCCAAGUAUACCUAUUUGAAACAAAGUGAAUGGGCCAGUUCAUUUUCUCUUUGUCCUAAAUACCGAAAAUUUCAGCUGGCCUGUGGAAAGGAACGUAAGCAAUCGUGGAGUAAUAAUUUGUCAUUACCAAAUUCUUCAUUGGAGCAAAUUGAACCUUGUCAAAAUCCAACAUCGACAGUCGAGUCAGAAGAUGCACCUAUGAGACAGAUUGAAAAGGAUCAUGUUAGAUCAUCUAUGAUGGGUGAGAAUGGAAUCCAUAAUGAUGAAAAUACUGAAGUGAAGAUCUCAAUGGAUAUACAUUACUCAGUAGCACAAAACAUCUUAGCUGAAGAAUCAAAUGGGUCAGUGCAAAAUAUUUUGGGUACUCAACUAAACUAUACUAAAGAGCAUUACAACUUGCCUUGCUCCCAGGCAGAACAACUUGUCUCUGAGACAUUGCAGUAUGACGUCUUGCAGAAGAACAGUGCUCCUGUUGCAAAUAUUGAAGGAAUAACAAUCGAAACUGGUCAAGGAUUUGAUCAGCAAAGUGCUUCAGAAAAAGGAGGGGGAGACUCUGAGAGAAAGUCUGUUAUUUUUAGCUCGAGUUGUUCUAAAAGGCAAAGUAUCAAUACAGUCUGCAGUGGUCAAAAUGUUGUGGAAAGAGAAGUGGCAGGAUUCUGGAGUGAAACUAAUGAUACAACAUCUAGCUGUAAGGAUGAAUCUUCUAUUGAAGAGAACAAUUGUUCAAAAGAACUCAAUGAAAUGAGAAUUUCUCUAUGUCCACAGUUUUCUAUAGAUUCUUGCCAAACCCUUGAAGAAAAUCAAAAUGCUCUACUACUGCACUAUACCUCUUCAGCAUUACACCUGUCUGGUUCUAACCGGUCUUCAAAGUGCCCAUUUAAAUAUAAUGCUGUAAAUUCAGUAUGUUCUAGCAGCUCAGGUUUAGAGGAUCUUGAAAGUGACCAAGGGCAUCAGCAAGGCAAAUUUGAUGACACCUGUACUACUAAUUCAGGAGAUGAUUUUGGCUCUGAAUCAGAGGAUGACAGUGAGUCAUGUUCUGCUAGAGAACAAGAUUGUGAGGUAAAACUACCAUUUCCUGUUGAAAGAAUUACCCUGUUAUCCAGAAAUGAUUUUCAAACAAUGCUGAAGCUGCAUAAACUGAAUCCAGAGCAAUUAGAUUAUAUCCAUGAUAUACGACGUCGUAGUAAAAACAGAAUUGCAGCUCAGCGAUGUCGAAAGCGGAAACUUGAUUGCAUUCAGAACUUGGAAUGUGAGAUACACACGCUGCUUUGUGAAAAGGAGAAAUUGCUGGAAGAGAAGGGCCAAUUAAAGCUGUCUAUGGGUGAAACUUGGAGUAAUUUAACAGGCCUCUGUAAGCAGAUAUGCAAAGAAGCAGCCCUGACCCCUGAACAAAUUCAGACACUAGCGAAGUACUCCUCCCCAGAAUGCCCUCUUUCAGUGCUGAAUACCCAAAGAAGCCAUGGCUCCAUCACUCACACAAAUCUAAUUAAUGCACAUCCAGGAUAUUCCAAGGUUUUAAAGGGUAUGGCAUGUAUUGGUGAGCAAGGCUCUGGUCAACAGCUUCGAGAAAAAACUUUGAAUAUUCCCAGCAGUCCACGAGAAGGGAUUACAGCAGAUUCAUCUAAAACUGAACAGUGCAGCCAAAAUGUAAUGACUGAUUUCUGUCAAGAAAUGAUAGACAAGUGUACCACAGAUGAGUAAUCAUGCUGUAUUUUACAAUUUUCAAUGGGAAGUAGUACACUUUAUAGAGCUCAAGAUUCAUUUACAAGAGCCUUGAUGUAUAGUUGAUACAGAAGAGCAAUGCAAAUCAUGUAUAAUCUUAUGCAUUUGAUCUACAUGGACUAGAAACUGAGAUAUGUUUUAUAAUGUUCCUUUUGAAUUUAUAGUACAUGUUAUUACAUGUGAAAUUUAUGCAAGUUUCAAAAACUGGAGGGGAAGGAUGCAUAUUGGAGCAAUCCAUAAAUUCCACUUAGCAUCUCAAUAACUUAAACAUUUCACUAAAUUUUAAACAUCCUGCAGCAGACAUUGGGUCGCCUAUGUCUGUUCUUUGCAUGUUUAUGUGAUGAGAUACCUUUUCAUUCUCAACACUUUAAAAUCUGUCUUCUCAAUUUUUCAAAAAAAACAGUGCCAUGUCCUCUUUGAGGUAUUGUAGAAGUCCAUGAACGUGAAGUUUUGCAUUAGUGAAGUUUUAUAACUAAACACUAAUUUGUUUCCUGAGCAUUGCACAUAUCCUCAAGCACUAUUCAAGGGCUUUCUUUUGCCAAGUUAAUUCAAAUCUUUCACAACACAGCAAAUUCCUAACAUGUGUAAAUGUAUAUUGCGAAUAAUGUCGAUCCUUGAUCCUUCACACAAUAUAGAAUAUUGUGAUAGUGGAUAGAUUGUUCUUCUAAAGAGACAGCACCAUAGGUUAAGUGUGUCUUUUAUAUUCAGAGAUGAUGUUUUUCCUCAGUAGUCAUCUUUGAAAUUUUGACCCAUUAAGUUCAUUUUACCUAAUCAAUGCAGGAUCCUGUGUGCCCUUUUGUCAGCAUUCUUUUGUGAAUUGAGUAGCAUUAAUGUAUUUCCUACUAUGAAACUUAAAAAAAAUUAGCAAGUUAGGAACAUCGUGCAUUGCAUCUAACUUAAUUUGUUAAUCUUUGGUUUAAUUAUAGCAAGUAAUUAUAGACUAUCUUUUUUAUUCUCUGGAAAUCAUGGAAACAGAAUCAAUGCUUUCUAAUAUUUGGUGCAGAAAGGAUCAAAACAAAGCUCUGAUCAUGUUUUCAAGCAGAUUUAUGCUUUAUUCAUGGCCUAGAAAAGAUGAGAAUAUGACUGAGGUGAUAGCUUCUUCCUGGCAUCUCUUAACUCGAUCUGAACUCCUUCUCAAAGAGGUCUAUAAUUAUGGGUUGGUGGAGGUGGUGGUGCUUAUAUAUACAUUCAAUGGCCACUUUAUUAGGUACAGGAGCGGAACCCAAUGUGGUCUUCUGCUGUAGCUCAUUCACGUCAAGAUUCAACGUGUUGUGCAUUCAGAGGUGCUCUCUGCAUACCACUGUUAUAAUGUAUUAUUAGUUGAGUUACUGUCUCCUUCCUGUCAGCUUGAAACAGUCUAGCCAUUCGCCUCUGACCUUUCUCAUUAACAAAGCAUUUUUGCUCUCAGAACCGUUGUUCACUGGAUGUUUUUUAUUUAUCCCACCAUUCUCUCUGAACUCUGGAGACUGUUGUGUGUAAAAAUCCCUGAUUAGCAGUUUUAGAUACUCAAACCAUCCUAUCAGACAGCAUCAAUCAUUCCAUGGUCAAUCACAUAGAUGACUUUCCUUCUCCGUUUUGAUGUUUGGUCCAAAUAACAAAUGCCCUUCUUGACCAUUUCUAUUCUGAUGUUUGGUCUGAUCAACAACUGCACCUCUUGACCAUGUCUGCAUGCUUUUAUGCAUUGAGUUGCUGCUACAUAAUUGGCUGAUUAGAUAUUUGAAUUAACGAACAGGUGUACUUAAAGUGGCCAGUGAGUGAGUGUGUGUGUGUGUGUGUGUGUGUGUGUACACAAUAAGUAUGUGUGUGUAGAUUUAUCGUCUUUAUUAUAUUUUGCAAUAUACUACUGCCACAAUCCAGCACAUUUCAUGAACUGGCCAAUGACAUUAAAACUGACUUUGAUUCUGCCCCUGGUCCUCAACUCCCCCAUGAUAGGGAACAUCCUCUCUGUGUCCACUCUAUCUAGGCUUCAACAAGAUAAACCCUGAUUCUUCUAAAUUCUGGAAAGUACAGAUCCAAUGUCAUCAAACGCUCCUCAUAUGUUAACUCUUUCAUACCUGGCAUCUUUCUUGGACCCUUUCCAAUGCCAGUACAAACUUUCUUAGAUAAGGGGCCUUUUUCAUAAUAAAGUCUUCCUUUUCACACCAGAAACAUUUCCUAUCCUGUCCAGAUCUGUUUUGUGGAACGUAAUCCCAGAUCCUUGUAUUUGUUUUGAGGCAUUCACUUUUUUAAAAACUUGAAAUAUUUCAAAAGAGAGUAAAAACAUCAAAUGUACACCUGGAUAAUUUAUGGGUUUUAUAGGGCAGCCAUGGAAAUCCCUAAUCAUGUAGACUCUGCAUUUAUUCAGAAAAGACAUUAACCAAUAAUUACUGCAGUAGUACAACAGAACAAUAAUUACUGAGUGGCUUAAGUUAAUUGAAAUAAAAUGCCUUUAUCAAUAUUACUUGAAAAGUGAAUCAUUAAAUAUUUUUAUGCUUGGUUUAGUUGUAUUGCUCCUAACCAUACAAUCUGCAAAUUAUUGACAAACUCUAUCAUUGUCUUACUGUAUGAUGAAGUUAACUAUUUGGUUUCUGUGUACAGCAGUCCUGUAGGAAAAUUUCCUUAUACUUUUCCCCAUGCAGUAGAAGCCAUUUAUUCCAGCCAAUAUCUUGACUACCUCAGUGUUGAAGGAAUACAUCAAAAGAGGCAAUGGUAUAUCAUUCUACCCAAAUGUCUCUCAGUACUUCUCCAGGGACAAUCAAGCUUCAAGUUGCAUACCUUUCUUAUUGAACAUGAUUGAUCACAAAUCACCACCAUGGGUGAAAGAAAAAUAAGAGUUGCUUAUUAGGGCAGCAGUGUUAUUUUAUUUUCAGUGGACCACCUAGUUCAACAUUAUUGUCAGGGAUUAUCUAACAUUAACAGUAUUCUUAUUUUUCUUUAUUGUUGCCCUAUAAGGAACAAUGUAGAGUGACAAUUUUUAAAAACGUAAGAUGCUUUUGAGAUUCAAUUCAAUUAUAUGCAAGCAAAGUAAAGCCUCCAAUACAAUUUGUGAAUAUAUCUGAGUGAUCCUUGAAAGUUAGGUUGAAUUUGGUAUUUGUAUUUGGAUACAGGAAACCUGUAUUUGGAGGAUGGAAUUAAUCAGAAAGAUAUGGAAAUAGAAACAAUUUGAAGCGUUUAAAGAUGUUUUAUUAUUUCUUGGGAGUACAGUAGAGGGCGUCUGAGAUCAAUUGUAAAUUAAAGUUAAUACUCUUAAAAUUCAGGGUGUAUUAAAAGAAACUUAAAUGCAAAUACAAAAAUUUGUCUAUGAUUCCAGCUAUCUUCGAAGACUAACUUUCCUUAAUUUAUCUUGAACCCCCUCCUCUUUCAAAACCAAGAUAAUGAAACAAAGAAUUCUCAUUUGUAUCAGCUCAGGUAAAACAAUUAAUUUUUUCCUUUAAGAAUUUUUUAAGUUAUCAAUCUUUUUUGUUAUUGUGGCUUUUCCUUUAAAUAUUAAUGCUCUCAGUUAACCUGUUCUUCAGUAAUGGACAGGCACAUUAAACAGUGAAAUGAAACAGGACUUUUUGAAUCAAAUGUAGCUUGUAUAUUUUUUUACAAUAUUUUUGUUCACUGCAGUGUUGUAGUUUUAUACCACAUAUCUCAUGUUUAUAUAAUGGAUUAUAAUAAAAGCUGCCUCAGAAGGCAAUAGAUGUGCUUAUUUUUGGUAGACUGUGCCUUCAAAGGCAUUAUCAAAAUUUGUAUACUCUUACAGAACAAGUAUUGUUGAAAUAGUCCAGGAAAAUGUAAUUCACUGCAGGGAUAUGGGCUGCAUGAUUGAAAUCAAGUGUGUUCAACUUUCAACCUCACUAAAUAUGCAGUUUAUCAAAUUUACUGGCUCAAGCAGAAUCUAAUUUCUCUGUGAUAUCUACAAAUCAGUGCUGAAUUUCUCCACAACUUUGAUAAUCCACCUUUUCUAUUAAUAAAAAAGUACAAAGAUUUUGUGUUUCUGAUGUGCAAUUUUAUAAAGAUAUUUACAGAAAUGUAUACUAAAAUCUUUUUUUAAAAAUUGUUAACAUGUUGCUGUGAUUAAUAAUACUCCUUUGAAGCACUAAUGGAAGAUUAGCACAGUGGUUGUCUAAUGUCUGGUCUACUUAUUCAUAUUCAGAUUCUGUUUAUGAUUGAUGUGUUGAAUUAACCUCAAAUAUUUCACUAUCUCUAAUCUUAUGAAUGUUUUUUUUGACAUUGUACAGUUGUAUUGUAAAUAAAUAUUCACUGCCAUUCUGUUUUUUUUUUGAAUUGUUCAAACUUCUAAGAUACAACAGUAAUUGUUUGGUAUGUCUUAGCUUUACUGAAUAUACUUGUUUGAAUUUUUAACAGACUUUACAAAAAGUGUAAAUAUUAAAAUGUGGUACAGUUGUUCAUCUCAAAAUGUCGUUUGUUUGUAAGUCUGAAGCCUUCAGACUAUGUAUUAGCCAAGUGAUUAGCUUAAUGCCUUAUAGUGCUAGCUGUAAGAUUGGAGUUUAAUAGAAACAUAGAAAACCUACAACACAAUACAGGCCUUUCAGCCCACAAAGCCAUGCCGAACAUGUCCUUACCUUAGAAAUUACCUAGGGUUGCCUAUAGCCCUAUAUUUUCUGAGCUCCUUUGUACCUGUCCAGGAGUCUCUUAAACGACCCUAUCGUAUCCAUCUCCACUGCCGUCACUGGCAGCCCAUUCCACGCACUCACCAUUGUCUGUUUUUUUUUAAAAAAAGAAAAAUAAUCUUACCCCUGACAUCUCUGCUGUACCUACUUCCACGCACUUUAAAACUGUGACCUCUUGUGCUAACCAUUCCAGCCCUGGGAAAAAGCUUCCAACUAUCUACACGAUCAAUUCCUCUCAUCAGCCCCCCUGAUGUUUGUACGUUAUCUCUGUGACCUCAUGGGUUUCCACUGGGUGCUCCAGUUUCCUCCCACAGUUCAAAGAUACACAAGUUAGUAAGCUGUGGGUGUGCUAUCUAUCUGAGCUGCCCCCAGCAAGCCUUGAUUCAAGCAAUGCAUUUCACUGUAUGUUUUGAUGUACAUGUGACAAAUAAAACUUUUUGAUGUUUAUUCUGUAUUAUUAUAGAUUUAAAUCAUGUACAUUAGUACCAAAUAUUGAUACACUUAAAGGGAAGUACUGUUUGCCCGAAACUUCGGCUGUACUUUAUUUCCAUAGAUGCUGCCUGGCGUGCUGAUUUCCUUCAGCAUUUUGUGUGUGUUACUGUUUCAAUGCUUGUAUUUUGACCCACGUUAAGCUUUUAUUCAGUGGGAAUUAACUCCAUAAAUCAGGAAUCAAGGCUA
This is a messenger RNA of Hypanus sabinus (Atlantic stingray), 7771 nucleotides long. RefSeq names its product transcription regulator protein BACH1-like. Bases 150 to 2477 code for a protein of 775 amino acids. NCBI's taxonomy places the organism in Eukaryota, Metazoa, Chordata, Chondrichthyes, Myliobatiformes, Dasyatidae. The transcript is spliced from 5 exons. Gene Ontology annotation, biological process: regulation of transcription by RNA polymerase II. The record is from RefSeq and is a predicted model, not a curated record. Gene Ontology annotation, molecular function: RNA polymerase II cis-regulatory region sequence-specific DNA binding; DNA-binding transcription factor activity, RNA polymerase II-specific; protein binding.